AUGAUAAAGCGAGUGGUGAAAAAGGAUAAUGUACUUAUAUCCCGUUGUAGAAGAUUUGUUUAUAUACCAAGCCAAGCGGAUAUAGCAAAAUUGUCAACAAAGAGUUUAGGAAAUUAUGCAUUUGAUAUUUUGAGAUUAUCUAAGGAAAACGAGGGUUUAUAUGAAAUGUUUAAAAAGAAAGUCCAGAGUGAAAUAAAUUCAUUCGAUGCAAAAGAUUGUUAUAGGGUACUAAAGUCACUAGAGGUAAAUAACAAAUUGGGGGAGGAAGAAGUUUUAAUAAAAAGCAUCUUACAUCAAAUAUCUGUUCAGGCAUGUAAAUAUUCUAUGAAAGAAAUUUGUGACAUAUGUUUUUUAUGUUCUAAAUUGAACUUGAUUUAUAUACCCUUAUUUGCUUCUUUAUCUGUUGCAUUUUUAAAUAAAAUUACUUUGGCUAGUCCUGAACAUAUAUCUAUAAUAUGUUUAAGUUUUUGUAAAAUUCAUAUAAAAGAUAUAAAUUUAUUCAAUCGGAUUGCAGUUGCAACACUAAAUAUAUUGCAUACAUUCGAUGUAGAGAGUUUAAUAAAUGUAUUAACUUCUUUUAGUUAUUUGGACAUACAAAAAGACAUGCUUUUAUUUUCUUCUGUAGAUAUAUUUAUUAAAAAUCAAAAUAAAUUAGAUGCAAAUCAGUUAGUUAAAAUUACAUAUAUAUAUUCAAAGUUCUACUACAGAAAUAAUGAUAUUAUCUCAAUGCUUCGAAACAAAUUGCCUUCACAUAUUUCAUAUUUAAAUAAUGUGCAGCUAGCAGAAUUAAUAAUUUCGUUAGAUAAAUUAUGCAUCAACUUUUAUGCUAUAAAUAAAUUUUUUACUAAUGUAAAUUUGUUACAUUUAAAAUUUCCCAUUGCAAUAAAAGUCAUAAAUGUUUUAUCGAAACUACAUAAUAUUAAUAUAGAAUUUAAAUAUGACCAUAUUUUGCUUUGCCUUAAUAAUUUCUUAUUUGUUCAUGGAAAAAGUAGUAAACACCUGAACGGCAAGGUAAAAAGGAAAUUUUUAGAAAAAUUUAACACAUCCUACGGUAUAAAGAAUGGAAACGGUGCUUUUUUAAAAAGUGACACAUAUAAUGAUAACAUAGUUGCUCAUAAUGCAAGCAAUGCAAAGGAAUGCAAGGAUGGAGUAAAUUUCAAGGGUAUGUUAUCUGACUACUAUAGUAGUUAUUACCGUCCAAGAGAUGGUAUAAAAGAGAAAAUAUUAUUUUAUAAGGAAAUUAGAGGAACAAAUUUGGAUAAAGCUGAUGGGGGUGAUUAUGCCGAUUAUGCCGAUUAUGCCGAUUAUGACGAUUAUGCCGAUUAUGCCGAUUAUGACGAUUAUGGCGAUUAUGAGAAUUAUGACAAUUAUGACAAUUAUGACAAUUAUGUUAAUCAUGAUGAUCACCAUCAUGUUGUUCGAUCAACUGAGGGAGAGUCGCAUUUCAUUCCAUUAGGGAGUAGCGAGUUGAAUGAAAAAUACUAUUUUCAUCUCAAUUUGAUGAAUAAAUUAAAUGCAGAUUCUGUUUGCCAUUUGAGUGUAGAUAUGUUUGAGUCUACAUGUAAUAUGCUAUUAAGAAAUUCAUUAAUAAAUGAAUACGAGAAGGAGAUGAAAUUUUAUUUAAAUUGUAUUAGCAAGGAAAUAAUUUUUUUAAAAGAAUACCUUAAUUUUGAUUGUUUAAUAAAAUUAUUUUCAUCUUUAUUAAAAAUACCAAUAAUAUGGAAUAUGUCCUUCUUAGACUUUAAUAUAAUGAACACAAUAAAAGACAAGUGUUUAUUUUAUAUUAAUAAUGAAAUUAAUUUUUAUGAACAGCUAUUAAAAAGAUAUAUGUGCAUUUUCCGUACUUCGGAAUAUACGGACAAUCAUAGUUUGAUAUUAUGUUGUUUAUUCAAUUUAUAUAAUAUUAAGGAUAAAAAGGAAUACAGUGAUUUAUUUAAAGAAUGCUUACAGUAUUAUUCGCUAAUAAUGAGGAAAGGUAAAGUAAACAAUGGAAGAAAAUGUAGCAGUUAUAUAGUAGAAGAAAUUAGUGUAUAUAAUUUUGUAGACUUUUAUUAUAAAGAUAUUCCUUUGUGGAAUAAAAAUGCGGGAUGUACAAGUGCCUCGAGUUUGGCUAGUCAUCCGCCGAGAAACUUUUCUCAUAAUAAUAUUAGCAGCAUUUAUUGUAACGAUGAUGCUGAUGUUUAUGGUUACUGUGAUGAUGAAUGUAAUGUAGGGGGUACUAACUCCCUUUCGCAGACUCCUAGAAGCACAAGGAUAAAUAAAAUACUCAACAUAGAAUUACUUAGCAUCGUUCAAAAUUAUAACAAACAUGUAAAAAUAAAUUUUAAGGAUGAUAUAUAUUACAUUUCACUAUUUGAAUAUGACAAUUACAUAGCUUAUGUAUUUUUAGAGCCACAGGAUUAUUUUCAUUCGUGCAAUGAAAAUAACGAAUUAAAAAUUGUUAACACUUUGUUAAAAAGAAAAGAAGACAAAACGAAUGACAGUAAGUGCAAUUCCAUUUUCUUAAUUAAUAAUAUUUCAUAUAACCCUUAUUAUGUUUUUUACAAUGAUAAUUAUUUUAUUAAAUCAGAAAUAUUAAUUAAAAUAAAUUAUUUGUUAAUAAAAGGAUAUACUAUAAUAGCAAUACCAUUUUAUUCGUGGAUGUGUAUGAAUUAUGAAGAAAAAAGUAGCACCAUUUCUGAUCUUCGAAAAAAUGUCCUGAACGGGUAA
Messenger RNA from Plasmodium malariae, 2709 nucleotides. RefSeq names its product conserved Plasmodium protein, unknown function. The record is from RefSeq and is a predicted model, not a curated record. Bases 1 to 2709 code for a protein of 902 amino acids. NCBI's taxonomy places the organism in Eukaryota, Apicomplexa, Aconoidasida, Haemosporida, Plasmodiidae. The transcript has a single exon.